Molecule: messenger RNA, 1311 nt
Organism: Nicrophorus vespilloides
Lineage: Eukaryota; Metazoa; Arthropoda; Insecta; Coleoptera; Silphidae
Product: LIM domain transcription factor LMO4-B
Exons: 3
Coding region: 285-1040 (251 amino acids)
Source: RefSeq, a predicted model, not a curated record
GAUUACCGGGAGUCCCAGUUUCGUUGUUUCGUGUUAUCGGUAGAGUGAUACCGUUGCGUUUCAUCACGAGAUAGUUCUUCGUCUUACAGUUGCAGUCGUCGUUGUCGUUAUUGUUUGUUUACUGAUAGCAGUAGAGUAGUUAUUGUUGUUGUUGAGGUCGUGUUUCGGGUCGGCCCGGGUCUGUUUUGGGUCGCGGACCCGUGGCGGGUAUAUUUUCGCGUGUGAGUGUAGGCGCUCUGGAAGGCGCACCCGCCGGCAAACUGGCAGCCAGUGCUUUAGCCGCAAUGAACCCCCAUUAUCACCCCUACGGUGGUCCGGAGCUGACGUCUCCGCAUCCGCCCUCGCCGGACAACAACAACUACCACUCUGGACAUCCACCGUCCGGACCUCCACAUAUGCACCCCACAAAUGGACACACAAUGGGACCCAUAAGUCACCAGGGUCCGCACGAUCAACACCCGCACCAUCACCACCCGGCAUUCAGCAGCGACGGCGGCGCCCCAGCCCCCACAUCACUGCAUCAUCCUCACCACACCGUAAACAAUAACAAUAAUACCGUCAAAGUGUGCGCAGGAUGCGGCGGGAAAAUAGUCGAGCGAUUCCUGCUGCACGCCCUGGACCGCUACUGGCACAACGGAUGUUUAAAAUGCUCGUGUUGUGGGAUCCUUCUCGCAGACAUCGGCAGGUCGUGCUUCACGAAGGGCGGCAUGAUAUUAUGUAAACAGGAUUACAUGAGCUCCCGCAGGAUGUUCGGAAAUUCGGGAGCGUGCUCGGCGUGCGGGCUGACGAUUCCGGCUAGCGAGUUAGUGAUGAGGUCUGGAGGCCCAUCACCACAGCAGCCUGGUGCACCUCCGCACGUCUUCCAUCUGAAGUGCUUCGCGUGCAGCAAGUGCGGCGCCCUUCUGUCCCCUGGAGAUAGGUACUACAUGCUGGCAGGAAGUCUAAUUUGCGAACAGGACUGGCACAAACUGCUCAAGAGCUCGGCAACAACGACGGUCCGCAAAGGCAAAGUCGGAAGACCUCGCAGGAGCAGAGAUUGAAUAUCACUUCCCUCCUCAGCCGCGUCCGAGGGCUACGAAGGUCAGUCUCUUUAAGCAAGCAACACAGAUUAAGAACCCAGAACAACAACAAAAAAAAACAACUAAGAAAGAAAAAAGAUCUUAAAGCAAGAAACAAUACAAAUCUAUUAUAUGAAUAAAUUUUAAAAUAUUACGAUUUGUGAAUUGAAAAUUGUUUGAUGAAUCCAACGUGUCUGACUCGAUCGAUGACGAUUAUUAAAAAAAAAACACUUGACAAUUGUUAUAUUAUAUU